Equus caballus (horse) is the source of this 1582-nucleotide messenger RNA. RefSeq names its product serpin B3. Gene Ontology annotation, molecular function: serine-type endopeptidase inhibitor activity. NCBI's taxonomy places the organism in Eukaryota, Metazoa, Chordata, Mammalia, Perissodactyla, Equidae. Gene Ontology annotation, biological process: negative regulation of endopeptidase activity. The record is from RefSeq and is a predicted model, not a curated record.
GGUGGCAAGAGAGAGGUACAUAUUCAGGAUCUCACCAUUCACCACACAUAGGCUUACAGGCUCCCUGCCCACCUCUGCUUCCUCCAGAAACACAGGAGUUCCAGAUCACACUAAGGCCGCCAUGAAUUCACUCAGUGAAGCAAACACCCACUUCGCACUUGAUCUGUUCCAACAGUUCAAAAAAUCAGAGAAGGACAACAUCUUCUAUUCCCCUCUCAGCAUCACAUCAGCGUUAGCCAUGAUGUACUUAGGGGCCCAAGGAAACACUGCGCUCCAAAUGGGCAAGGUCCUUCACUUUAAUGAAGUCGCAGACAACGCAAGAGAAAGACCUACAACAGCUCAUGCUGAAAAGUUGGGAAAUGUGCAUCACCAAUUUCAAAAGCUUCUGACGGGAUUAAAGAAAUCAACUGAUGCCUAUGAGCUGAGCAUCGCCAACAGGCUCUAUGGAGAAAAGAAGUUUCAGUUUCGUCAGGAAUACAUGGAAAAUGUUAAGAAAUUUUACCUUGCCAGUGUGGAAUCUGCUGAUUUUAAAAAUGCUGCAGAAGAAAAUCGCAAGAAGAUUAAUUCCUGGGUGGAAAGCCAAACAAAUGGAAAAAUCAAGGAUGUGUUUCCCCCUCACUCUCUUGAGUCCGCCAUUCUGGUUCUGGUGAAUGCAGUCUAUUUCAAAGGGCAGUGGGACGAGAAAUUCGACAAAAGAAGAACUGUGGAGGAAAAAUUUUGGCUGAACAAGGAUACCAGCAAAUCCGUGCAGAUGAUGAAACAAAAGAGUUUCUUUAAUUUCACUGACCUGGAGGACAUGCAAGCCAAGAUCCUGGAAAUACCAUACAAAGGCAAAGAUCUAAGCAUGAUGUUGCUGCUGCCAAAUGAAGUGGAUGGUCUGCAGAAGCUUGAAGGUAAACUCACUGCUGAGAAACUAAUAGAGUGGACAAGCUCACAGAAUAUGAGGGAGAAAGAAGUAGAUUUAUAUUUACCUCGGUUCAAAGUGGAAGAGAGCUAUAACCUCGAGGAAGUGCUGAUGUCCAUGGGGAUGGUGGAUGCCUUCAGUACACGGGAAGCCAACUUCCUGGGCAUAGCAGAGAGCAAAGGUCUCGUGUUGACAAAAGUUGUACACAAGUCCUUUGUGGAGGUGAAUGAGGAGGGCACGGAGGCUGCAGCUGCUACAGGCGGAGUAGUUGGUAUAACAUCACUACCAAUUUAUGAAAGUUUCCACUGUGAUCACCCUUUCCUGUUCUUCAUCAAGCACAAUAAGACCAACAGCAUCCUCUUCUUGGGCAGAAUCUCUUCCCCUUAGAUGCAAUUAACCUGCUACUAACUUAGGGAGAAGUUCACACUUCUUCCAAAACAUUGAUUGCAGAAAUACUAGUUCUCUUUAACUCUUUUUCCUUUCCAAUCUUAUAGUUAUCACCAAGAAUGUAAUGAUUGAAAGCAUACUGUCUAUCUCUCUCUUUCUACAAACACGUGUAAACUGACUUCAUUUCCCCAUGAUGAUUCCCUUUGCACAAAAUGUUCAAGAUAAGCUGAAAGAAUAUUUCAAUACUUUAUCUUCUCCUAAUUUUUAAAUAUAAUAUCUGCUAUUUCAAAA